Perognathus longimembris pacificus (Pacific pocket mouse) is the source of this 1602-nucleotide messenger RNA. It is a transcript of the gene Ccdc183, whose product is annotated as coiled-coil domain containing 183. The record is from RefSeq and is a predicted model, not a curated record. The transcript is spliced from 14 exons. NCBI's taxonomy places the organism in Eukaryota, Metazoa, Chordata, Mammalia, Rodentia, Heteromyidae. Bases 1 to 1602 code for a protein of 533 amino acids.
AUGAAGGUGCACGGCGAGGCAGAGGUGGAGGGAGAAAUACAGGAGCUGAGGACCAUCACUCGGCUCCAGGAGCAAUGUCGGUCACUCCAGAUCCAAGGGAUGAAGGAGAAGGUGGCACAGAACAAGACGACGCUGGCCCUGAUGCGCAACACCAUCCGGGAGAGCACGCAGGACUGGGUUUUCGCCAAGAAGUUCGACGAGCGGGCCAUCGCCAAGGUCUGCAGCAAGGACACGGCCAUGAGGCUGGCGCACCGGAACGACACGGUGGAGGGGGUGCAGGACAAGCUGCGGAAGUACAUCUUCGACCGCGUGAACGCACACAACGUGCUGAUCCACCUGGUGCGGGGGCGCGGGCAGAAGCUGGAGAGCCUGAAGCUGGAGCUGGACCAGCUGCAGAGCCAGUCGGAAGCCAGCAAGGAGGAGCUGCGGCUGCUGCAAGUCAUCCGCCAGCUAGAGAACAACAUCGAAAAGACAGUCAUCAAGAUCGCCACCAGCCACAACAUCCGCGUGCUGUACGUGAACCUGCUGGACUACCUGAAGAGGGUGCUGGCGGUGUACCCCAAGGAGCUGGACAAGCUGCAGAACCUGGUGGUUGACUACUGCACAGAACUGUCAGAUAUGACUGUCAUGUCCCAAGAUGCCAUGAUGAUUACAGAUGAGGUUAAGAGGAACAUGAGACAGAAGGAGGCGACCUUCAUCGAGGAGCGGCGGGCCCGGGAGAACCGGCUCAACCAGCAGAAGAAGCUCAUUGACAAGAUCCACAGCAAGGAGGCCAGCGAGAAGUACCGCCGGGGCAACAGAGAUUUGGACUUCUCCACCAAUCUGAUGAAUGCGGAGACCCAGAAGGUGAAGAAAAAAGAAACGUCAGCAGGGGACAUGGAAUACCAGGCGGAAGUGACGGCCUUGGUAGAGAAGGUCAAGUCCACUGUGCAGUGCUCCCAAAUCUGGGACAUUGCGGGCCGCUUCCUGGCUCAGAAGAACACGGAAGAGAACCUGGAGCUCCAGAUGGACGACUGCGAGGAGCGGCGGGCCCAGCUGGAGGCCCUGAUGAAGAAGCUGGAGCUGGAGCAGGCGCUGCUCAAAUUCCACCAGACACCCAGCUCCGUCAGCUUUAAGUCCAUUGAGAAGAAGAUGAAGAACAUGCUGGAAGAGGAAGAAGCAAGGCUCCAGGUAGCCACCAGAAACCUGACCAAGAGCCAACAGCUGCUGCUGACUAUCCAGACAGGCAUUGACAACCUCUACAUUCGGCUCAUCGGCAUUGCUUUGCCGACUCCCCAGAAAGUAGUGCUCUCGGACGCCCUGGAUGUGUAUGGCAAGCUGGCCUACUGUGAGGGGAAGCUCACGUACCUGGCUGACCACCUGAAAACGAUGACCAUGACGAAUGAGGCCAACAUAAAGGUGAAGGAGGCUCUGGAGUUGUCCACUCUGAAGGAGAAACACAACACCAGGAUCACCUUUGAAGACUCGGAGGAGGAUAUGAUAGAGUCCUUCCAGUUUGACGAGGUGGACGUGAGCUACGUCCCGUCGAGGAUGGAGAUCAAGAAGCAGGGCCAGCAGCUGAUCGAGGGGAAGCUCAAGCUGUCCAAGAAGAAGAAGAAGUAG